This is a messenger RNA of Acanthoscelides obtectus, 5050 nucleotides long. The record is from the annotation of a GenBank genome assembly. Lineage: Eukaryota; Metazoa; Arthropoda; Insecta; Coleoptera; Chrysomelidae.
UGUCACGAUUGUCCUAACCCUCCUAACACCUAACCUCUAAAAUUUUGUGUCGUAUAGCAGUUGUGUUGUGAAAGCUGAAAAACAAACAAAAUAAAAAUGCAAUUGGCCAAAAUCAAAUCAUUUUUAUGAUUUGUUGGUGUCGAGGAAAAAUCAGAGUAGUUGUGGAUUUUUUAGCUUUUUCCUGCAUAGCACAUUGUAUCAGAAAGUAAAGAAAUGGGUUUGCUGACAGACCCUACAGCAGGCCAAGGCAGAUUCGUUAAAUUGCUCCUAAAGUAUUGCGAUAAAAUAUGUGCUCUAAUGUACAUUGUUGGCAUAUUAUGGUUUUGCUCCCUUGCUUAUCCAGCUAUGAAUGCAAACACAUACUUUUCUGAGAAUGCUUUGCUGCCUGGAUUGGUGAAAACUCAGUUUCGAGAAGACAAACUUGCCUUAACAUAUCAUGAAGAGUUGCUGGAUGAAAUGAAGAAAUAUGAUGACUCAAUACCAUAUCCUUGGUUGUUAGCUAAAUUUCGACAGAUUGGCCUAGAUGUGUUUGUACAUAAUUUUACUUUGAACUCCCCAUUGAACAAAAAAGAAAGAUACACAGGUCAGAAUGUUUAUGGUAUCCUGAGAGCUCCUAGAGCAGCAAGUGUGGAGUCAUUAGUUUUGAGUGUCCCUUAUCGACCACCAACAAGUGUACACCAGACAACAUCACCAUCUAUUGCUGUGAUGUUGGCUUUUGCUAAAUUCGCUGCUAAAGAAAAAUACUGGGCCAAAGAUAUCAUCUUCCUGAUCACAGAACAUGAACAGUUGGGUAUUCAAGCCUGGCUUGAGGCAUACCAUGGAGUAACAUGUGGUAAUGAUGAUGCCCUGGAUCAUGGUGACUUGAGAGGUAGAGGAGGAGCUAUCCAAGCAGCCAUCAAUUUAGAGCUGCAUUCGGAGAAAAUUGGACAGCUUGAUGUUAAGAUUGAAGGUUUGAAUGGACAGUUACCGAAUUUGGAUUUGUUCAAUUUGGUUUCGAAAAUGUGCUCUAGAGAGGGAUUGUAUCAGACGUUCAAGAAUAGAGGACUUCACUAUUAUAGGAAUGAGUUCAAAGAAUGGUGGCGCUAUUUCAGGAACACUCUGGCUAUGAUGGCCACACAGGCAUCUGGGAUACCAAAUGGGAAUCAUGGCCUUUUCCAUCGCUUUGGUAUUCAAGCUCUCACUCUGGAAGGUUUUGAACAAACAAAAGCAGCAAAGAGCAGCAUGAAAGUUGGUAUGCUGAGUCUAGGCAGGAUUAUUGAGAGCAUAUUCCGUAGUUUGAACAAUCUAUUAGAACGUUUCCAUCAAAGUUUUUUCUUCUACUUGCUUCCAGCUUCUGAUAGAUACAUUUCUAUAGGUCUGUAUAUGCCUGCUGUGUCGCUGAUUGCUGGAGCUCUUUUUAUAAAAGCAUUUGCCAAAUGGCUUAAGCUACAAGGAGACUCUGACUCGUUAGAUAAUAAGUCAGCAUCUUUUGGACAAGAAGUGGAACCAAUAAAAAUCAUAGUAACUUUUAUCUCUAUCCACCUGUUCAGCAUUGGGCUACUUUAUAUGCCUCAACUUGUAAGUGAGGCCUGUGAAACAUAUGACUGUCCUGUGAAUAGAACAAUCUUCUAUGCACUGCUUACAACCGUGACAAUUGCCAUAUUGAUUCCUUUCCUGAUAUUCGGAUUCUUCGAUAAAAGUAUAGAGAUCCUGAACGUGUUUGCCAUGUUAGAACUGGGCACAGCCUUAAUAUGUAUUUCCAUGACGAAUUUUUCACUGGGCAUGUUUUGCGCCGUUCUUUCAGUGCCUUUCACGUUGUGGGUUGGACGGACGAAUUCUAGGAUCGCAUCAGUGCUUCAAACAUUGUUCCUGUUGCUGAUACAUCCUAUUACAGUGCUAGCAGCAGUUGUGCUUGUAAACACAUACCUCAUGUUUCCCAAAGAUCCUCAAAAAGAGAUACUAAUGACAGCUUGGGAUGCUACUCAACAAGCUGUCAUUUAUAGUAUAGCUGAUUCGAUGAUUUACGGUAACUGGUUAUUUACCGUUGUUACUGUUGUAUUUCAUUCUAAUUGGUUAUGUUACUGGAUAGUCGUGAUGAGUAAGGUUAGGAAAAAUGGCGGGAAAGGGAAGUCGAAGAAAGAGAAAAAGGAGUGAAGUGAUAUUUGCAGGUGCAAAUGUGAUCAUAAACCGCAAAACAUAAUAGGUGCUGUUAUGAAAUCGCAAUAUUGUAUAGAAUCGUGAUACUUCGUUAUGAACUAUUAUUGCUGUUAGGAAACCCAAAUCACGUGAUGUCUAAUGGAUGUAGCUGUUGUCGGAUAUGUUUGUAAUGAUAAGUAAAUUUGCCUUUUUAAAAAUAUGCUAUGAUCUUGCAUUGUUGUGGCUAUACCAGAAAAAGCUGCUGCGAGAACUGUUUGAGUGUCAGUGACAGUGCUUUGAUGUAUGACAUCGAAACAUCAAGUCAUUAACAGCUUUUUUUGACUACAUUCUAGUUACCAAGUAUAUUCUGGUUUUCUAUGUUUUUCUUCAAAUUCAAACAAUAUGAUUGACGAUGAAAAGAUCUUAAGGUGGAAUGUCCCUUUUUUAAAUUUCAACUUCCUGUUUGCAGCGAUGCUUUUUUUGACGAAAAAAAAAAUUAAAAAAUUGUUUUUUAAUCAUCUCUAUACACGCCAUGGAAUUAUCAGAUGAAAAAGGUUUGGAAUACUGCUGUAAACAGGAAGUUGAACAAAAAUCUAAAAAAGCGACGUACCACCUCAACCUAACCUAUCAGUACAACUUUCAAACUUGACACCUCGAUACAUGCCUGCGUAUGCGCACUACUAUGCGCUGAAUGGCUGAACCAGCAAAGAUCCUAAAACAGAGCCGCUUUCCAGUGCCUCAUUUGUGUUACUCGGAGUAACUUGGAGCUACCCACCACCUGUCAAUACCGUUAGAGUGCUCUAGUGUCGUGCACCUGAGCUACUCAUUUUUGAAACCCCCUGUCCCUUCGUGCACCAACUUUUUAUUCGGUGUUAUGCGCUCCGUGGAGAUAACGAAAAUGACAAUGUGUCAAGAUUAUUAGAUUAUCUUUUUCAUCGUUUUUUUUUUUUUUGUUGCAUUAAACUCACAUUAACGCGAUACCAGACAAUGAAACUGAAAAUGUCAUGACCCAGAGUCACAAGGUACAUUUGAGAUGUUCCUAAAUAAUAAAGAUCACAAGAGAGUGCAAGAAUGCAGGUUGAUAGCUGGCUUCAUCUAUAACUAGACACUUUGGAAAUAAUUUUGAAUGUCUUCGCCAAAAUAUGGAUUUGACACAUAUAUCCAGAAGCUGUACAAUAAAAAUGCAGACUAAAUUGCUUUUGAAAAUACAGGCAAAAUGUGCUUACAUUUUCAUUGUUUGGCAGUGUGAUGCAAAUUGUUAACGUCAAAGCAAAACAUCAAAACACAGGUUAGGUUUUUAUCGUUGCGUUCCUGUGCACAUUUGCUAGAGCACUUCGGGAGUAUCACGCUCCGGGUGCGUACAACGCUCAAAUCAAAAGCACUGGAAAGCGACUAAGGUAAGGUCUAUUUUCUUUACCUGAACUUAACGUUUGCAAGGCGUUUAUGUGGUGGCAGGGAAAUGUAACAUGCAUUUAUCUACGUAAUUUAGACUGAUGAUUAGUGUAAUUAGUGUAAUAGCAAACCAUACUGAAGUUUAAGCAUUUAUUCACGCUGAGUCGUGCGACAACGUCCUACGAAAAAGUCACGCGUUUUGAUAGAGUAGUCCUACAACAUCUUUUGUCACAUGAUAUCUAUAUGUUAUCUAUAUACUCCAUGUUAAAAUUUGUUGGCAGCACAGUUGACCAAGUCUGACUGCUGUUCCAAACCGCGACAUUGUCGAGCGACACAAAUCGCGUGCAUAAAUGGAAUUUAAAUAGAAUAAAUAUUCAAUGUAGUAAAUCUUAUUGGGUGAUUUAGAAAAACGUUGCAAUAUCUCUAAGACACGAAGUAGACGAAAAGAUCAUUUAAACAUGAGCCAUUAACUGCCCCCUUAUUUAAUUACAGGCUAUUGACUAUAAUUUCGACAUCAAAAAGAAUAUAUCGUAUAUUCUGUACAUGUAGUACUAUCGUGGCUAAUAGAUGCAAAAGCCCGGGACACUAACGAAAACAACAAUUUUACUGUUCAAUGUGUAAUUUAUUACCUUUACACUAAUUUAUAACACUUAUACUAAUGUAUGCCAAUUUAUCGCCAAGUUGACGGGAUUACGUCACUCGCAUUGACGUCUGGUCGGGCAUUUAUGUAGUGAAUUCACGGUUUCCGAUGCUCUCCAGCACUUUCUACCAAAAACUCCAGAUAGCACCGCAAGUGCUCACGCAAUCGCUUUAGAAGCUUCGCAGGCCGCGAUACAUGCUGAUGUAAGUCUGGUCGCCUAACGUCGAUAUCACAACUCUUUGAUAUUGACAACUGUUUGUAAUAUAUGAGGAGAGUAUCUGAACAGCGUUCAUGCUUUGUCCUCAUUCAGUCUCAUCAGUAGCAUAGAAACUCACAACACCCUGUAUCUGUUUAUAGGGAGUUUUUUGUUGUUUGUUGUUGUAUUGUAGUUUCUACUCUGGAAAUAUCGUCACGUUUUUCCGAAUCAGCCUGUAUAUGGAAUUUUAAUUCAUUGAAUUCCUAACCCUGAAGAAGCUUUAUCAGAACAUUUUUUGGAGUGUGGCGUGUCACAGAUAGUAUUUAAAUAUCUCACGAAGUCUGAUAUGAUUGUUUCACUCAAAAAAAUGUUAAUCGAAUGAAUUAUUUUGAAUGCUUUUUCGUUUAAAGAUUUUUCCACCCCACUACCAGUGAAACCGCUGUUGCUAACAAUGUUAGCCAUUUUUCAAUCUGUUAUGUGCGGCAAGGACACAUCCGUUCCAGUCUGGUGGUAGGUUUAUUUGAGUUUACAAAAGUGGACUGUAUUUGAUUUGGUAAAUGAGUGACAAUACAAAUUUCUUGAACCUGUUGAUGCGUUCUAUCUCGACGACUUCCUAUCUUGGUCGCGGCGCUUCGAUCUUCUGGUGUCUCCGUCCCCAUUGGCUGGAUUCAAAAACUGCCAGGCAGCGCUUGCGGAGUGGUCGUGGC